Messenger RNA from Talaromyces amestolkiae, 1266 nucleotides. RefSeq lists its product as uncharacterized. Gene Ontology annotation, molecular function: DNA binding; zinc ion binding. The transcript is spliced from 3 exons. Gene Ontology annotation, biological process: DNA-templated transcription. NCBI's taxonomy places the organism in Eukaryota, Fungi, Ascomycota, Eurotiomycetes, Eurotiales, Trichocomaceae. The record is from RefSeq and is a predicted model, not a curated record. The coding region runs from base 1 to 1266 and encodes 421 amino acids. Gene Ontology annotation, cellular component: nucleus.
AUGUGGAUCUUGGCAGCUUCAUGCUCCAGGCAAUUCCAGAGCGUUUGUGACAUGCUAUACAAUGAGACUCGACAGAUGCUGGAAGUUCUUGAUACUAGAGAUAGCGAUGUUGAUGGCCUUGAGAUCGAACAAGUCCAAGCUUGGAUCCUACUUGUACUCUACGAGGUUACCAGGAGUCAUUCACGUCGUGGUUGGAUUAGCGCGGGUCGUGCCUUUCGAUUAGUACAACUGAUGCGACUGUUUGAAAUUGAUGGAACUGGUGGGAUACUAUCACCGUCAACUACAGAUGACUGGGUCACGCUGGAGGAAAAGAGACGAACCUUUUGGAUGGCAUAUUUACUGGAUCGAUUUAUUAGCGUGCAGAAUGGACUUCCGCUGACAUUGAAUGAACAAGUGAUUCUCACUCGCUUGCCUGCCGGUGAUACCGAGUUUCAAAGUGUGCAGCAUGUACAAAUGGGAUUUCUUUCCGAGGAGAUCACAGCGACAACUCCAACAGUCAUGUCGCCUUUUGCUGAAUGCAUUGUACUUGCCACAAUUUGCGGGAGAGCAUUGCUGCACAAACAUUGCGCCUCCGUUGAGCGUGUCUAUGGCCAUACAUCCCAGGAUUUCUGGGACCGGCAUCACUGGAUUGAUAACAUUCUAACUCAGAGGAUCACAAUGUUGACGAUGAAAUAUCCUCCGGCAUCUCAGCAUAUCGAUCCCAUGCUUAUUUUCACUGAGAUGGUCGCCAACACUGCGAUUCUGUUCCUCUAUAAAAUCAUCGAAUUAAUGCCUUGUCAGACUCCGACUACCUCGGCUAACGUGAUUGAGUACAAACAACGAGCUGUAAAGGCGGCUGGGGAGAUUGUCAGUAUCACAAGAGCUCUAUCUCUCUUCACUCAAGCUAAGAUACACCCAUUUACACCAAUUUGUCUUUAUAUUUGCGCAGAGUUUUUCACGCUACACCGAGACGAUGCUGCCAACUCUUUUCUCGACUUACAGCUCCAUGAAAUCAUGGAAGCCCUGCGAAAUCUACAAUCCGUCAAUAAUCUCGCUCGGAACUUUGUAUUAAUUCUGGACUCCGAUUCCAGUCCAAGUUCGACCAACAGUAACCCCAUCACGUUAGGAUGUGACAUCGUAGAUGGUACCCAAUUAUCCUUCGAUCCCUCGGCGUUUGAAGUUGCCUCUCAACCUGGUCUCGUGUCUUUGGACCUUCAAAACACAAUAGAUGAUAGACAGAUAGAUUUUCAUUGGCGGAUGGGAAAUAACGGGUUCAGUAAUGUCUAA